ACUAGGCAUAUCCAAACUCACAUAGGAGAGAAACCAUUUAAAUGUUCGCGGUGUAAUUACAGCUCUAAUUAUAAAGGUAACUUAGAUAAACACAUUAGAAUUCACUCUAAAGAGAAGGCAUACAAGUGUACCGUGUGUGAUUACAGAGGUAGAGGUAAGUCAGCUCUGAACAAACACGUCAGAACUCAUACAAGAGAGCACGCCUUUAAAUGUACCUUGUGUGAUUACAGUUGUAAUCGGAGAGAUUAUCUGAAGAACCACAUGAUAGCUCACAAAGGAGAAAAACCUUUCAAAUGCACCUGGUGUGAUUACAGGUGUAGUAAACGAGAUUAUCUAACUAAACAUGUCAGAACUCACACAGGACAGAAACAAUUUCUGUGUAGCCAUUGUGGUCACAGGUGUAGUGACAGACAUGCUCUAGAGGUGCAUACUAGAACUCACACAGGAGAGAAUCCCUUCAAAUGUGCCUGGUGUGAUUACAGAUGUUGUAGCAGGUCGUCCCUAACUCUCCACACCAGAUCUCACACACGAGAGAAACCCUAGAAAUGUGUUUUGUGUAAUAACAGUAUGAUUACAGAUGGAAGAUGCCCCUAACUACCCUGUCAGAAUUUACACUGAAGAGAAACCCUUCAAAUGCGCCUGUUUUGAUUACAGAUGUAAAAACAGGU
Liolophura sinensis is the source of this 668-nucleotide messenger RNA. RefSeq names its product oocyte zinc finger protein XlCOF28-like. The record is from RefSeq and is a predicted model, not a curated record. NCBI's taxonomy places the organism in Eukaryota, Metazoa, Mollusca, Polyplacophora, Chitonida, Chitonidae. Gene Ontology annotation, biological process: positive regulation of transcription by RNA polymerase II. The annotation marks the transcript as partial. The transcript has a single exon. Gene Ontology annotation, cellular component: nucleus.